AUGAUCGUCUCUCGUCGAAAUGAUUUGGAUGAGAACAAUGGCCCAUAUGAGUUGCUGGAAGACAUAAGCUCAUUCCCAGCUAACAUUAUAGCAUUUGAAAAUCUACCACAGGAGACUAACACUGCGGAUGCAUAUGAAUCCUUCAGGGACGCGCUGGACUUGAGCAAAGAUCUCAUACUCCCAAUUACCGAUCUUUUCAUCUCAGAGCAGUUUGAACACCUCUACUCACCCGACGCCGAAAGUCCCACAUCAACUACUCGUAUGAGAGAUGGCGAUUGA
This is a messenger RNA of Paraglomus occultum, 279 nucleotides long. The record is from the annotation of a GenBank genome assembly. NCBI's taxonomy places the organism in Eukaryota, Fungi, Glomeromycota, Glomeromycetes, Paraglomerales, Paraglomeraceae.